This is a messenger RNA of Copidosoma floridanum, 741 nucleotides long. RefSeq names its product glycosyltransferase-like protein gnt13. NCBI's taxonomy places the organism in Eukaryota, Metazoa, Arthropoda, Insecta, Hymenoptera, Encyrtidae. The record is from RefSeq and is a predicted model, not a curated record.
AUGGCGUUAAAACAAAACUACGACAACUUUAACGAUGACGACAAUUACGACGACGAUGGCAUCAACAACAACGACAACGAUAAAGACAACGACGACAAUAAAGACGACGUCACCGAUGACGAUGUCAAAAAUGAUAAUAAUGAUAAUGAUGAUAAUGAUGAUAAUAAUGUGAACGGUAAUAAUGACAACGACAACGGUGACAACAACAAAAUUGACAGUUAUGACAACGACACUAACAACGAUGACAACAAUGACGACUACGACAACAAUGACAAUGACGACGAUAUCAAUAAUGAUAUUAAUAAUAAUAAUAAUGAUGAUGAUAAUAAUGAUAAUGAUGAUAAUCAUAAUGAUUAAGAUAGUGAUAAUGAUGACGAUAAUAAUGAUGAUAAUAAUAAUGAUGAGGGUGUUAAUGAUAAUGAUAAUUACAAUGUUGAAUAUGAUGACAAUGAUAAUUAUAAUAAUAAUCAUAAUGACAACAAUGAUGAUGAUGAUGAAAGUAACGAUAAUAAUAACAAUGACGAUGACGACAACCACGACAAUGACAAUAAUAAUGACGACAGAAACGACGACAACGACAACACUGACGGCAACGACAACAAUGACGACCACGAUAAUGAUAAUAAUAAUGAUGAUGAUUAUGAUAAUGAUAAUGAUAACGAUACUGAUGAUGAUAAUUUUGAUGAUGAUGAUGAUAAUGAUAAUGAUAUCGAUGAUGAUGAUAAUAAUAAUGAUAAUGAU